AUGCAGUCUAACCCGUCAUCCAUCUUCUAUGGACAACAGGGAAUGCCAGCAAUCGAAAGAUUAACUUUGGAAGGCAAUGCGCAGCCCUCGCAGGAAGAGAUGCCGCCAAUUGAAAGAUUGAUCCUGGAAGAGAAUAGCCAGGAAAGGUCCGAGGAGAGCGAUAUCUCAGAUGUCCCGUUUGUGGUCUAUCCGAAACACCCGGAGCGGCGAAUGAUAACCAUGUUCAUCCCCCAGGGAACAGGGACAUGCAUCGAUAUAGGAUGCGUACUUAGGGCAUUUCACGCCGAGAUUUUGGAACGACUGUGGAUAGGAAAUCUCUACCACCGUAGAGAUCUGAGGUGCCGUGCACCUGGUCCGAAUUAUGUCUUCAGCUUCUGGCCGGCUUCCUUGGAUCCUGUGAAGUACCAUGAAGAGGCUGCCAAUAUUCUGUCCCAGUAUCUCGAAUAUCAUUCUACUGACGUUAUGAUUCUUCCAUGGUCGAGCUCAGAAAUGUAUUUCGUGUUGGACUUGAUUGAAUGAUGACGUCUAGUUUGAGGUCUAAAUUUCUGAGCUCUACAGUUUUGAGGCCUACUGGCAAUUUUUCUUUUGUCUUUUCUUUUUCACAGCUAAUAUAGCUCCAUGCUAAUAAAUUGAUCCUUUU
Molecule: messenger RNA, 640 nt
Organism: Aspergillus steynii IBT 23096
Lineage: Eukaryota; Fungi; Ascomycota; Eurotiomycetes; Eurotiales; Aspergillaceae
Exons: 1
Coding region: 1-519 (172 amino acids)
Source: RefSeq, a predicted model, not a curated record